Molecule: messenger RNA, 5737 nt
Organism: Hyla sarda
Lineage: Eukaryota; Metazoa; Chordata; Amphibia; Anura; Hylidae
Gene: EFNB1
Product: ephrin B1
Exons: 5
Coding region: 356-1354 (332 amino acids)
Biological process (GO): axon guidance; ephrin receptor signaling pathway
Cellular component (GO): plasma membrane
Molecular function (GO): ephrin receptor binding
Source: RefSeq, a predicted model, not a curated record
AUGCGGGCGGCGGGUGCCCAGCGCCUCAGUCUGAGCCAGGCGGCUGCAGGAGUGAACAUCGCGGCUGCUCGCCUGUGUUCUCGGAGUCUUUGCCCCGGAGCGAGCAGUGGAUAUCCCGCGGGGGCACUGUACACUGAGCCGGCGCUGGUCGGGUGCACCAGCUGGAGAUUACCGCACUGGAACCUGGCAUGGAGCCUUGACGGGUCCCCGGGACUGGGGGAUUACAAUUCAUCGUUCCCGCACCAGGGGAUGGGAAGCCUGGAUACCUGACGGAGCUUUGGGCGGGUUCUGAGAUUGGACUGGGGAAAAGUUCGGAUAGUCCGGGACUGGCACGGUGCCCCAGCCGGGAGUUGGGAUGGAGGGUGUCCGGCGGCUGCUCGGGCUCCUGUUCGCUCUGUGCCGGUUGUGUGCGGUGCUCGGCAAGAUCCUGGAGCCGGUGACCUGGAACUCGCUAAAUCCGCGGUUUCUACCUGGAAAAGGCUUGGUUUUAUACCCUGAAAUUGGAGACCGGUUGGACAUUAUUUGUCCCAAGGGGGAGCCAUCACAGCCUUAUGAGUAUUACAAGUUGUACAUGGUGCGCAGGGAUCAGGCAGAGUCAUGCAGUACAGUAAUGGAUCCCAACGUCUUGGUCACGUGCAACCAACCAGAGAAGGAGUUUCGUUUCACCAUUAAGUUUCAGGAAUUUAGUCCGAACUACAUGGGCCUAGAGUUCCGAAGAAACCAGGACUAUUAUAUUACAUCUACUUCCAAUGGAACACUACAUGGUCUUGAGAAUCGGGAAGGAGGUGUGUGCCAGUCACGGUCCAUGAAGAUCAUCAUGAAAGUCGGACAAGACCCAAAUGCAGUAUUACCAGAGCAUGUCACCACUAGCCGGCCAGGCAAAGAAGCAGAUAAUACUGGAAAGAUGGCAACGCCUGGACCAUGGAAUACUGGGUUUGAAGGAGAAGACCAUGGAAAGCCAGAUACUGUGAAUCAAUCGGAUAAACCUUCCUCUGGAGGGGGCGUUGACAGCUUUUUCAGCUCUAAAGUGGCCGUGUUUGCUGCCAUUGGUGCAGGAUGCGUCAUUUUUAUUCUCAUCAUCAUUUUCCUAGUAGUUUUGCUUAUCAAGAUCCGAAAACGGCACCGCAAGCAUACACAGCAGCGGGCGGCUGCCCUAUCCCUUAGUACAUUGGCUAGCCCUAAAUGCAGCGGAAAUGCUGGCACUGAGCCAAGUGACAUCAUCAUCCCGCUGCGGACUACAGAGAACAAUUACUGCCCACACUAUGAGAAGGUGAGCGGGGACUAUGGACACCCUGUGUACAUUGUACAAGAGAUGCCACCUCAAAGCCCCGCAAACAUUUAUUACAAGGUCUGAGAUGAACUGUGACAACUCAUCCUGCUCCCCAUCAGUGGGAUGGCCAAUCAAGCGCCAGGAGCACAGGCCAAAGGAGGUCACUCUGCAUUACAGGACUCUGGGAGACGGAGCAAUAAGACUAACUUUCCCUAUGUUAGGUAUUUUUAUAUAGUUUGCCCCAUUGUUCUGCUCCCUUUCCAGUCCAGGGGAGGGUGGUUUGGAUAUGCUCCUGUCUGCACUUUGCACACCUGCAGUGGUCAACCCUUACUUGACAUGCAAGGGCAGUCUGAACUGUCUUCCGCGAGUCUUGUUGUGGAGGCACAAUGAUGCAGGUAGUAUUCAUGGCUGUGACUUCUUCAGUAUUCAGCAAAGCAAUGUCCUAUAUCAUGGUUGUAGAGGGGUUGACAUAUGCUUAGUAACCUAUGUAACAUUGCGCUGGAUGCCCCGAUAUUACAUGUGCCCGGUUAUGAAUGAUAUUCUAGGCAUGUAUGUGCUGAUGGAAUAGGGCACAGUCAUGUGAUGCCCUAACAGGGCAUUGACAAACAUAGAUCCUGUGGUCUGUGUUCGGUUUCUGAGUGGUAGAAUUCUGCGUGUCUUGCUCUUGUCCAGUCUAAACCCACCCUGACUUAGUUAUAAGUCUGGGGAAGCUGUAACAAUUAGCCACGCAUGUACACAAUACCUGUGCCCUGGUACACACUGCGCCAGCUACCUGUGUACACAUAUGCACUUAAUUGCACACACCUUCCGGUAGGUUGCAUUUUCAGUACUGCCCAUCAGCCUCCUUAUUAAAUAUUUGGGCAUUGUCUGUGAAAACUUGUAUCACAUGGGUGCAACACAAUUACAACCUCUUGUAUGUACUGGAUCCAGUUUCGCAGUAAACACUUGACACGGCACAGAAAACCUAUUCAGGAUAGUUGUUGACCUAUACGAGAAAACUACAGGGUGCAGGGUCUUAUGAAAUCUGUAGCGUCCUAGUUUUAUUUCUCAUUGAACCUCGUCCCAAAUGUUGUCAGUAAGCAGGCCUUUUCUGGAGAUGGUAGAAGGGAUAUAUAUCAAUGUGAAGUGGCUGUAGGUGACGAGGGAGGGUUCUCUUAUGAAUUGUCACAUUAAUACUAACCUAAGUUGGCUGUGACUGUCUGAUCACAGGUGACCUUUUUGUCAUUAUUUAACAAAUGUAGUGAAUGACCGGCAAGCCAUCCAUUCCAGCCAUAGAGUGUUGGGGUUCUGGUCACUCAGGAACUUGCACGUUGCUGUUGCAUUGUUCAGCAACCUGUGCUGUUUUCCGAGGGUGUUGAUAGUAAUACUGUGGUGACCCUGUGUUCCUUCAGUUGCCUCUACUGGCCUACAUUCUACUAUUUUAUAUUUACAUUACAUAUGUACCAAACACUUGUAUGGUGUUCAGUUGCAUAGUGUACAUGACUCGGUCUGCCGAAGCUUAUGUUGGUUUGGUGGAAAAGCCGACUUUGUAUUCCAGCCUGCUAACCUUAAAGCUUGGGAUUUGUUAACCAGUAUUUGGAGCUGUGGUUGCAUUUGUCUUUUGCACCUUAGUAAAUGUAGUACUGAUACACAACAGAUGAACCCUGGCACCGCUAUGCCACUAACUCCGUUGCUGCUAAGCUCCUCCAGCCGGCAGACCUUUCUAGUGCUCACAUGCGAAGAUCAAGGGCAUGUGAAAAGAAUGGAGCACUCACCCGGUCUUUGCUGUGCAAGUAGCGUUCUUCUUUAAUGUAUUACAGCAUACAAACACAUGCGGAGAGUGGACGAAAACGGGUGGGGGGGUGGAUGAGUGGGUUGGGCGACAGUUCGUGUCGUGCAAUCAGCACUUUGUCAGGCCCCUUAGGGGCCUGACUAAGCGCGGCUUGCGUGACAUGGACCGUCCUUUAUUGCAUCCGUGCUGAUUGCGCAACACGGGCAUGGACCGUCCUUCUUUCUUGCAUUCUUUUAUAGUGUUCUCCUUAAUUGCAUUACAGCAUACAAACACAUGCGGGAGAGUGAACAGAAACAGAGGGGUGGGGAAGUGGGUUUGGAGACAGUCCACAUCGUUCAAUCGGCGCUUUGUCAGGCCCCUUAGAGGCCUAACGAAACUCUGCACGACAUGGACCGUCUCCCAACCCACUUCUCCCGAAUGUGUUUGUAUGCUGUAAUACAAUAAAGAACAACACUACUUGCACAGCAAAGACCGGGUUAGUGCUCAUUCUUUUUACACGCCUUUUUGUGGAUAUGCUUUAGUAAAUGUAGUGUUUUACCUGCAGACUGUGUUCAGCCUUCACUGAUGACGCUGCUGAUGGUGACACCAUCGUGGAUCAAGAUUGUAUAUGUGUAGAGGUUAUGGCCUGGUGUAGGUCUUGGAAGCUAGAUCCUGAUAAGGACAGUUACACAAUUUGGGACCGUGUUAGGGUGCAGAGUUUUUCUGGUCCUGAUAUUUAUUGACUCCUUGGAUAGAGCAUACUGCUGGACUGUACUUGCCCUCAACAUAGUGUGAAGUAUAUGUAAUAUACACACAAAUAUUAGUGGGGCCACCACAUAACUAUAUUUAUGCAAAUACCCAGUUAUUCAUACCCCACAAAGUUCAUGUGCUCAGACCAUACCUGUCCAUAGAGCUUUGCAAUAUUCAAUAUAAGUACACACUACAUGUCUUCACUUCUAUCCCCGGAUCUAGAUAUAGUCUCUCACGACUCAAAGCUUACCCCUUAUCCCCCCCCCCCCCCCCCAAGCUCUCUACAUCCACCUCCUUUUCUCACAAUUUUGCUUGUUACCACUCUUGCAUCCUAAAGUAUUUCUCAUAUUUUUGCAUGUUUAACAUUCUUCCUAUAUUUGGCAAACACGAAGACUCCUUGUAACAAGGUGGACACAACUGCCUUAUUCCUUGACAUGUCUUAGUGCUUUUGACUCUUUGCAGACAUUUUACACACAAACACACACUUUUUUUUUGUAUACAGACACAUGCAUGCACUUGUUCACUCCUCCGCACUUAACACACCCUGUUGUAAAUCCUGUUGUGGAAGUGUUUUCUACACGCUUGCCUGAGCGUAGCAGCCGAGUCAGGACAUGUGCUACAUGUCUAACUUAACUCUGCUUGACUAUGGCAUGUAGGAUCCGACCACACUGGUGUUUUACAUAAUUCCAUCCCAGAGUCUCCUUUCUAGUACCACAUCCAUGUGCACUAAUUCACUCCGAUAACAUCAGGACCGUCCACUACAGCCAUAAGGUUGUCUCAUGGUGCUUGUGCAUCUUGUGGUCUUCUUGUAUCGGUCAUUCACAUCCAAUCUGUACUGUCCAGAGCAGCACAUAUGAAUACUGAGAACUUGCAUAAAGUGCAGGGUUUGCCGUGUACCUCUUGCCAUAACUACCUGCCUUGCUAGCGGCGCCUCCAGCACAUUUCCCUAUACUUUCCCCUGGGCAGCUCCUGUGCCCUGUUUUACAUUCUAUGCAGAGUUUGAUCUGGUGUCCUUUUUGUAUUGAGGCAGAUUAAGGGCUUGUGUGCUCUAAGGCAGCAGCUGUCUGUCUGCUGGAGAGGGGCUAUGAGACACAUGGUCUCUAGGGACAAGGAAAGCGGCCUUAAAAUAGACUCUAAAAAGCACCACACACUCAACCCUCCACCUCAUGUUUGCAUCAAGCACUGUUUGAUGCGGAUAUUGGCCCAGAUUUAUCAAACUAUGUGAGAGUAAAAAUGGAGGGAUUUUCCCACAACAACCAAUCGCAGCUCAGCUUUCACUUUACCAGAGCUUGUUAGCUGAGCUGUGAUUGGUCGCUGUGGCAAAAUCCCUCCACUUUUACUCUCACAUAGUUUGAUAAAUCUGGGCCAUUGUUUUUUAGUUUUUCUUCAGAGUGGAACCUGCUGGGUUUUGCUGAGCAGGCCAAUGGUGCAAGAUGUUUUUAAGCACAUAAAAAGUACUUAUCUACUUUUAUUUUAAGGUCUCUGUACAUACGUAUCCAUUUACAUUCUAGAUCACGCACCUUUUCAUUAUGCCUAUUUUAUGUUUUUGCAGGUUGCUCCUGUCCAUUAUCUAGUUUAGGAGCGAUCGAGGUUCUUAACUGUUUGGCUACGAAUGUCCUACCAGUCGCCUUUUUGUCAUUUUUACUGACCACUCCACAGUUCAGCGACUGGACUUUGUGACUUCUCAAACCUGCAGCGAUAAGUUCUCGGCUUUUCUUUCCUCAUACCUGAGCCCCGGUCAUUCCCCUCACACCAUAAGCACCAUGUACAUAUGUGAAAAUAUAAAAGGUGAAAUUUAAAUUUAUUAGCACCUUUUUUUUAUUUUUGAGUUUCCUUCUGUACCUUAAGAGAUUAACUUUGAUAUUUUUUGUAAAUAAUGUGUUUUUUGAAAAGAAUACUGUAAAGCUGUUUUUGUAUAAACUCCAAAUUUUCGUUUUGUUAGUAAAAAAAAAAAUUAGUUUCUUUUU